GCUUUCUCUUUUUCUCUUUUUCAUCUUAUUUAUUCAAGAGAUGGUGUGUUUCUGGGCUUUAUUGUCAACUGAAUUAGAGUUUAUAUACACAUCGUAUUAUUCACUCGAUAGACAUUCUUUAUGGGAUUUCAUUCAUCCUGAAGAAGUCUUGUUAGCCAAGAGAGAUCUUGUUCGCUUUAUUCAAACCAAUCAGUCCAAUGGAUCUGUUACAAGAUGUCGAUUAAAAGAUUAUACUAACAACUCCUCUUUGGAUUGGAUUGUUGUUGACAUGACGAUGUAUGUAGCCACACAAGAUCUUGUCUUGGCUUUCUUUCACCCUAUUCAAGAAGUCUCUUGCCAGGAACAGCCCAAUUGCUAUCAUUUGAGAGAAGCAUUAAUACACCGUUUACAUAGAAACCUGCCUUCUCCUUCUCUUUCAACAUCGUCUUCUAUUUCAUCUAGUUCAUCUCAACCUAUAUACCCUGAUACACCAUACCAAUCAUUAUCCAUCAUGGAUACUCGCUAUCAAUCCAUUGUGUUAUCAUGGCCUGAAGAGACAGACAGAGUACUGGAUGUACAUCUCUCGUCUGAUAAACACAAUGGCUGUUCUCGCUAUAUUCAACCUCAAGUGCGUCUCAUAUCUGGUCAACGUAUAGAACGUCUUGUGAUUGAAUAUGGUACGAUUGGAUUUAUACUGACGCGUAUAGACAAGAUCCAGACACACAUUUCAUUUGAAGAGAAUAGUAACAAACAACAACAAUAUCAAAGGAAUCAUUGUCAAAGUUGUGGCACAGAUUCCAGUCCAGAAUGGCGUCGAGGACCCACAGGCCAUAAAACUCUAUGUAAUGCUUGUGGUCUGAGAUAUUCUCGAUCAGUUGCACGACAGGGAAAGAAACAAAAACAACAUUCUUUAAUUCAGAGUCAGAAUACGCCACAUUAUCAUCCUUAUUAAACAUGCCUUUCAUAUAUAUAUAUGUAUAUAUAUGCUCUCAUUACAUUCAUUUACUAUAGUAUACACACUCUAUUUAUAUGCCCAAUAGGAACAAGAAGAAGAACAAGAACAAGAACAUAUGAAUUAAGCUAAUAAAGAAGCAUAUCGGAAUGAAGGGUUCCGUUGCAUUGACA
Gilbertella persicaria is the source of this 1104-nucleotide messenger RNA. RefSeq lists its product as uncharacterized. The record is from RefSeq and is a predicted model, not a curated record. The transcript is spliced from 5 exons. Gene Ontology annotation, molecular function: sequence-specific DNA binding; zinc ion binding. Bases 41 to 931 code for a protein of 296 amino acids. Lineage: Eukaryota; Fungi; Mucoromycota; Mucoromycetes; Mucorales; Choanephoraceae. Gene Ontology annotation, biological process: regulation of DNA-templated transcription.